AUCUCUGCAAGAAAGUGGCCUGGAAGGGCCAAGUUUGCCCAUCACUGAUCUAGAGGAACGCUCACUGAGGAAGAAAACCAGCUAUGCAGAACCAUCAUGGUAUACUGGGUUAACUUUAUUCGUACUGGAAGCUGCUGCUCUGGUAGCCUUGCAGGGUCCACUGCAUCUUUAGGUCCAGCUGCUGUGACAAAAUUGUGGAGCUACAAACAGCGGUUGCCUCUGUGAGUUCUUUUAGCUGACAUCAUCAUAUUUCACCUAGUGACUGAAUUACCCCCAUAACAAAGAAUGGAGGGGGCCGUGGUAAACAACCUCAUAGACUUUGACUCACCCCCAGAAGGGACAGCUCCCUCUGUUCUUGGACCUCCCAGUGGUGCAGGCUUUUUCUCAUCCGAGCCUCUCUUCCCUGAGCCUGCGAGCGACGCCACCAUGGAGCCCCUUCUACCAGAACCAAUGGCCCCCACACACACUUCCCACAGAGAAGAAGAUAGUGACGCCACCGAAUCUGCCGACAGCGACAACGAGGGUACAGAAUCCCCAUCGCGCCCGUCGAGCACACGACGGUUCUCAUCCUGCUCCAGUCACAGCGCUGAGGAUGCAGAAGAGACGGAGAUAAGAGCGUUCAUGAAAACCUAUGUGGCAAAGCUCUUCCAUGGAAGGGAGGACUUUGAUCAUGAGGAGAAGGCUCACUUUGGAGAGCUGUGCACUGGAGAGAAUGGCAAAGGCAGGGAGUGGUUUGCCAAAUAUAUCAGUGCGCAGCGCUGCCACUCCAAAUGUGUAAGUGAACAAACGUUCUACAGGCUGGUUCAGUCCUUCGCUGUUGUUUUAUUUGAAUGCCACCAGGUGGAUGAUUAUGGCCCAGCCAAACACCUCAUGACCAUGUGCUUCACAUAUUACUACAUGGGUAAGUCCCAGCUGUCUCCCACAGAGCUGCUGGAGAGGCCCAGCGGGGGGGUCGACUCGUAUCUGCGCAGUGGAAAGGUCUGGCUCUCUGGGAAGAAGGAUAUCGCAGAGCGACUGCUCAAAAACACCUCCACUAAGACUGAUGUUAAAGGAUUCUUUGGGGGUCUGGAGAAUAAACUGAGAGGACCUUUGGGCCGAAAGAACGAAGACACAGAAAAACCUGCUGAACAGAAAACCAAAACUCCAGUUUCUCCCCCUCUCUCCCCGGAUAGAAAAGAAGAGGAGAAAAUGUACCUGUACACACACCUGAAACAGCAGCCCAUUUGGCACACUUUGAGGUUUUGGAACGCAGCGUUUUUCGAUGCUGUCCACUGUGAGAGAAAUAAAAGAUCCCCCACAACGAGGCGGACGGCUGAGGAAGAGAAAGAUGAAAGAGAAAAGUGGUGCCAUAUGACCCAGGAAGAGAAAGACGAUAGCUCCAGAUUUAAUGAGAACAUCACCUUCGGUCAGCUGGGAACAUUCACCCAUAACAUGGUGGCUUUUGGAUUGAGCAAGAAACUCUGCAAUGACUUCUUGAAGAAACAGGCUGUCAUUGGAAAUCUGAAUGAAGAGCAAUACAAGCUGCUGUGUGACCACAUUGAGCAGAUGGCUGCAGAGUGAAUAUCCAAAAUCAUCUAAAAUCUGCCAUCCACAUCAGCACAUCCAUUCAAGCUCUAAUGAUCAGUAUUCCACAAAUGGCAACAGUUUCGCCUCUGUUAUCACCCCAAAGCCCUACCACUAUCCUUACCAACCAGUACAGAAAUAAUGCAACUAAAAUAGUUGGCAUAGAUCAGCCACAUCCCAUGAUCCUAUAGUGUCCAGCUGCAGUGUAAAAAUUGUUUAUUUUUGUUCAAAAUGCAACAAUGUGAAAAAAAAACUCUGCACAUACUCUGGAAUGGCAAUAUGGCUCAGAGUCUUCAGGCAUCAUAAGACACAAUAUAAACUCUGUAUUAUAUAUUAUGACGAGAACGCGAUGCAAAUCACCAUUUAUAAUAUUCCACAUAUCUUUCCUCCUACUUUUAUGUACAGAACUAUAGUACUAAAAGUGUUCUUAGAGCAAAUACAAUGACAAAUGAUGAACAAAAAAUGAACACUGUCUAACAAUAUCAGUAUGUCACUAUAUCAAUAUCAACAAAAUCAAUGUAUCAAUAUUAUUGGUCAAUAUUUCCAAGUCCAUCUGCUCCUGUUUGAUGUUCCCAUCUAUUGCACUUUUAUGGUUUUGUGUUCUUCCUCUAUGGAUAAAUUGAGUAUUAGUGUUUGUGACAUGCUCAUAAUAUGUGGAGACUCGAACUAUGUCUGUCCCCCGGUUUAAAGUGCCUUUAGUCAUAUAUUAAGCGGUGAUCUUCCCAUUUUAGUGCGAACAAACCUGUGUCAGCAUGCUGUUAUCCUCCCAUGACUCUGGGGUAGCGCUCAUAAGUUUGUGCACCCUGCCAAUAGAUGUGUUCGUGUUGAAUGGAUAAUGCUUGCGGUUCGUAUUUGAGUCAGUUAAAGAAAAGCAUCAUGCUGCAGCUGUUUCGAUGUUGUACAGUGUUGUGUCUUUAGCGCAUGGUAUGCAUGCACGUUUACCAUCUACUUACACUGUUGUGCAAUUACAUUUCAAGUCAGUAGAGGGCAAUCAUAACCCUCCGCUUCGACUGAAGAUCGGUGGAAGUGAAUGUUAACCACUGAGUGGGGUCUUCAAGAGCUUGUAUUGGAUCAUAUGUCCUCUAUCUGAGGAAAAAAUAAAUUUUAUAUAUCUGGAUUGUAAAUACAGAUUGUUUUGUUCACACAAUAAUGAGGAACUGGAUACUAACAAUGGGCUAGUUUAAAGGGAUCAUCAGAUUGUUGGGCAUUUAUUUAUUCAGUGUCUGUAUGUGUUGUUGUACAUGAAUGCAUGGUUGUAUCAGGAAUGUGCUGGAUCCAAUAUGGUCUUUGCAUUUCAGAUGAUGUUGUUAAUAUUGUGCUGUCUAUGUAAAUUUACUGUAUGUUCAUAGUAAGCGCAGUGGUCUGCAUUGUAUUUUUCCCAAGUGCCCUGAAUUUCCUAUUGGAACGUACCUAGAAACCAACAAGAGAGGUGUUGACCUGUCUCUAAUGUGUGAAGUGUUUAUAAUAAAAAAUCCAAACAAAA
Sinocyclocheilus grahami is the source of this 3046-nucleotide messenger RNA. RefSeq lists its product as uncharacterized. The transcript is spliced from 14 exons. Bases 286 to 1560 code for a protein of 424 amino acids. The record is from RefSeq and is a predicted model, not a curated record. NCBI's taxonomy places the organism in Eukaryota, Metazoa, Chordata, Actinopteri, Cypriniformes, Cyprinidae.